This is a messenger RNA of Malus domestica (apple), 1560 nucleotides long. RefSeq lists its product as uncharacterized. The record is from RefSeq and is a predicted model, not a curated record. Lineage: Eukaryota; Viridiplantae; Streptophyta; Magnoliopsida; Rosales; Rosaceae.
AUCAAGAAACUAACCCCCUGAAUCCAAAACAAGUCCGAAAAAAUUUGAAACACUGCUCAGAUCUACUGAGGGACUCUCACUCUGGCCUCUCUAUGUGCGAGCUUCCCUACUUUCGACAAUGGCAGCGACGGAUGCAGACUUCCAUCUUAGACCGUCGCCUCAAUCUGCCAUCCCAAACGGUGAGUUCGCAUUUGCCGAUGUGGGGAAUUUGGAGCAUUGCAUUAAGUAUUUGAAUAAGACGCUUGUUACCUUCGGAUUCCCGGCGUCGCUCGAUCUCUUCGCAAAGGAUCCGGUUUCUGUUGCUCGGACUUGCAAUUGUAUGUAUGCCUUGGUUCAGCAGCGACAAAGGGAUGUUGAAUUUCGAGAGUCCGCUAACGAACAGAGACAGCGGCUAUUGUCAGACAUAUCAAGAUUAGAAGCUAAAGUUGAGAGGCUUGAGGGGCAGUUACAAGUCAAAGACAGGGAGAUAGCAACCAUUACACGAACGGAAGCUAAAGCUACAGCAGCUUUUAAAUCCCAAAUUGAGAAGCUACAGCAGGAGCGAGAUGAGUUUCAGAGGAUGGUCAUUGGCAAUCAGCAAGUUAGGACUCAACAAAUGCAUGAGAUGAAGAAAAAAGAAAAGGAGUACAUAAAGUUGCAGGAGAGGCUAAACCAAGUGUUGAUGGAGAAAAAGAAGGAAUCUAGAUCAGGCAUGGAGAUAAUGAAUUUGCUUCAGAAAGAAGGGAGGCAGCGUGGAACAUGGAAUGGAAAGAGGGCUGAUAAUGAUUUUCAUAAAAAGAUUGUGGAUGCUUAUGAGGCAAAAAAUCAAGAAUUAAUGGCAGAGAAUUCCGAUUUAAAGGCAUUAUUACGAUCCAUGCAGGUUGAUAUGCGUGAUUUCAUAAAUGCUCCAAAUGGGCUGUCCAAGCAGUCCCGUGAUGUAAAUGAACGAGUUGAAACUGACCACACCCAGUCUCCACUGGGUGGGAGGACGGAUGUCUUUGACUUGCCUUUUCACAUGGCUAGAGAUCAAAUAGAAGAAAAUCUUCGAAAUAAGAUGGCUUCCAUAAAGGAGCGUAUGGUUCAAUUGCAAGAUGCACAAAAAGAAGCAGAGGUUACAUCUGAAGUAACCGAGAGGGAGCUUGAGCUUGAAGCUCAACUUGUCGAGGCAAGGAGCAUAAUUCAAGAGCAGGCAUCCAUAAUGUCUAAACAAUUGGCCAAGUCCGAGAGGCCAAGGAAUCUGAAUGGCGGCCAUUUGAAUUCUGGCAGGGAUUCUAAUAUUUCAUCACCUGCUGAGGGGGUAAGAAAUUAACAAGCCUGGAGAUGAAUGUCAACAAGCAUGUAAACUAUUCUGUACUUUUUUCUGACCGAAGUAUUCACAACACUCAUUCGGUAUGUGACUGUAACCUAGAAGGCUAUUAAUCUGCAUUGCCGUGUGAUUAUUAUAUAGCUUUCCGGUUAAUCGAGUUUUAGCUUGUCAUUGUAUUUUCAUCUCUACUUUGUGCUUGUUCUUGCAAACUCCUCACUGUACUAGAUCUCUCAUUUGUUCUUUGCUGUCGUUCGUAUUGAUUUUUGUUACCUUCA